This is a messenger RNA of Suillus subalutaceus, 1599 nucleotides long. RefSeq lists its product as uncharacterized. Gene Ontology annotation, molecular function: DNA-binding transcription factor activity. The record is from RefSeq and is a predicted model, not a curated record. Gene Ontology annotation, biological process: regulation of DNA-templated transcription. The transcript is spliced from 5 exons. Lineage: Eukaryota; Fungi; Basidiomycota; Agaricomycetes; Boletales; Suillaceae. Bases 63 to 1493 code for a protein of 476 amino acids.
UAUUUGAUCGCUCACACUCUGUCACACUCCACGCUCGCCAAGUGCGUUUUGAACGCUGCACAAUGUCAUCAGCUGGUAGUAUAACAAGCCUACGACACGGCAGUCCCGAUCCUCCGCGGCCAAUGUCACCGAGUCAAAGUACAGAAGAUAUCCUUCAGACGAUCAUGAAGAUCAGAAAAAGCUGGAAAACUUUGAAGGGUAAUACCGAGCCUGUAUGGCCACCUCAUCUCGAGGCCACGAUGCUGAAAGGCCUUCAAGAAUAUGGACCUGUUCACUCCCGGGAAGCACAUACAUUAAGUCGAUUCCCUCAGCGCAAUCAGUUCAUCUCGGAUUACAUUUACCGCAAGACGGGAAAGCACAGAUCAACAAAACAAAUAGGUAGUCGCCUACAACAGUUUAAGGACACAUUGGAGGGUCGGGAAUUGAUUGAUUCCCUGCAAUUUCAUGAUGCGCGGAGUGAAGUCGACUUGUCACGGAGGUUUUCUCCUCAUAGCCAUGGUUUCGAGGAUGAAUUCAAUCCUUCUACUUCCUCUUUAUAUUCCAACUCUUCAACGCCAAGCAACGACAGCUCAUCCACCUGCUCAUCCACCGGCUCGUCCAUAUCUUCUGGACAAUACCGCGACAUGUCAUCGUCUAAACGAACCCACCUUCCUGACACCCGUACCCCAGUAUACAUUGACAUUUUGCCAGAGUCUAGCUCAUUCUCGAGCUCAUCCUCCUCACGUUCGCGUGUACCACUGUCUUCUCCAUAUAGGUCCCUUCAAGGCGUCGCUGCACACACCUCCUCAGGCACACCGCGUCCCAUAAGGAACAUUGAUUCCACCGUAACCUUCGUCUCACCCUCUACCGUCAUUGGCAAGUCAUCCUAUAUAGUGUUAUUGGAUGGCGCACCUAUACACAGCGAGGACACGAAACUCGAAUGCGUCGGACCAUAUUUUACCGGUUCUUCUGAUGAUGGUCCAUUGCUGUACAGCACAGCUCUGGUUCCCAAGUAUUGGGAGACCCUGUGCAAAUCUCCAGAUCCUACCGUAUACACCAUCAUUCAGGACGUGUACCGUACUCUGGGCCCAGGAAUUCCCGCAAGAUCCUCAGGUCGCCCACGCCCAGUUCCUAUCUUCUCUGCUACAUACCACUUCCGAUAUUCUGUCACACCCACAUCUUCCAUAUCACCACACUUCGCAUAUCAAGACAAUUCACGACUUCUCGCAAACACUACUCAUGCUUCUUCCGAUCUACUUAACCCCAUACGUCCACUCUCUUUCCCAAAUUACCCAGUGUCUCCGAACUUCUCGGAACAAGGGAGGCUUCAGUCGCACGAAUACAACACGCAAAGCAGGCUGGACGAGCAAUUCAUAUCGGAUGGCAGCCUCGAUAACUUUCCCCUAGAUGACUUCAUGACCAAUUUUCAUGACUCGCAUGAGACAACAUACAGUGAGAUGAUGGCACAGUCAUCGUCAAGCUUCCCGACGGACAUCCAUAACUAUAUUAUGUAGAAUAGUAGCGCACAGAUGGUCAUAAUAAUAUUGACAUGUACUGUAUGCUUGUAAUUAUAUCGGAGUCUUCCAGUGGAGCUAGGUCCCUGGCAUUCGCCCUUCACUA